AUGGAAAAGACAACCAUAUCCGAUCAGGCCACACAGCCCAAUACUAGCCGGGAUGUCGAGGAAAUGAAGGAGUUCAGAGUCCAUCAGGGCAUGGACAAUCCAUCUGACGACAAGGCCAGCCUGUCUGGUCGAGACUCGAACGAGUUCCAGGGUGGUGUGCGGCGAGUAAGAGCCAUUACAUCGACAUGGUCGACUAAGACGCUCAUUCUCAUGUUCAUUCUGCUCUACCUGGUGUCGUUCGUAGACGCACUCCUAAGCUCGGUUCAAAGCGCACUAAACCCUUAUGUCACAUCCUCAUUCCACAAACACGGCCUCUUGCCAGUCGUCAGCGUUGUCUCGACUAUUCUGGGCGGCUCGUCGCAGCUCACACUAGCCAAGAUCAUCGACAUCUGGGGCCGUGUGGAGGGAUUCCUAAUCAUGCUCCUUCUCGUCACGAUCGGGUUGAUCAUGAAAGCUACCUGCACAAGCAUGGAGAUGUACACCGCAGCACACACUCUAUACUGGGUAGGCCACAUCGGUCUGGCCUACGUCGUUGAAAUAAUGCUGGCGGAUAUGACCUCGCUCAAGAAUCGGAUGAUCAUGAUCGGCCUGAACGGUACACCUGGUAUCGCAAGUACCUUUGCAGGUCCGGAAAUCGCUAACCUUUUCUACACCAACCUCGACUUCAAUUGGGCAUUCGGUUCAUUCGCGAUCAUGCAGGUUGGAGUUUGUAUUCCCGUGGCCGCGGUGAUGCUAUUUAUGCAACGUCGGGCGGAGAAGAGCGGUAGCCUUGAGAAGGUUCGUUCUGGACGUGUCUGGUGGCAGUCUAUUGCUCAUUAUCUCAUCGAGUUUGAUGUUGUCGGAAUCAUCUUAAUCACAGCCGCAUUCUCCCUCAUCCUGAUCCCAUUUAGCAUUGCCUCCUACGGUCCCAAGGGAUGGGCGAGCGGAUACAUCAUCGCCAUGGAAGUUCUCGGUGUGGCGUGUGUACCCGCAUUCUAUAUCUGGGAGAGAUAUUGUUCACCAGUACAAUUCCUCCCGUGGAAGUAUCUGAAAGAGCCAACAAUGAUCGGCUCGUCCAUGCUGUACGGCGUGAUGUUCAUCUCCUGCUUUACGUGGAACAGCUACUUCAGCUCGUACCUACAAGUCGUCAACAGACUCGACAUCACAACAGCCAACUACGUGCUCAACGCUUUCUCCCUGACCUCUUUCAUCUUCAGCCCUAUCUUCGGCCUAGUGAUAAGCUGGACCGGCGACUUCAAAUGGACCGCCAUGGCAGGCGUGCCCAUCUUCCUCCUAGGAACAGCCCUACUAGUCCCAUUCCGCGCGCCCGACACACACGUGGGGCUCCUAACGAUGAUUCAAAUCCUAGUGGGACUCGGUAGCUGCCUAUUCACCGUUUGCGGACAACUCGCCAUAAUGGCGAUGGUAACGCACCAAGAGAUCGCAGUUGUGGUAGCUAUCUGGGGAUUGUUCGGGUCGAUUGGAGCGGCGGUGGGAUCUGCCAUUGCGGGCGGGAUGUGGAAUAAUAUCCUCGAGAAGGAGUUGUAUAACCGACUGCCGCAGGAGAGUAAGCACCUUUCGGCGAGUAUCUUUGCGGAUUUGGUGAAGCAGAUGUCGUAUGCGGAUGGGAGCGGGGAGCGGGAUGCUAUUGUUGGGGCUUAUGCUGAUGUUCAGAGGAAGAUGGCGAUUGUUGGGGUUUGUUUUGUGCCGCUUUGUAUUCUUUGUACGUGGUUCUGGAGGAAUGUUAAUGUUAAGAAGUUGGGGAGGGAGCAGACUUCUGGGAAUGUGUGGUAG
Molecule: messenger RNA, 1773 nt
Organism: Penicillium verrucosum
Lineage: Eukaryota; Fungi; Ascomycota; Eurotiomycetes; Eurotiales; Aspergillaceae
Exons: 5
Coding region: 1-1773 (590 amino acids)
Biological process (GO): transmembrane transport
Molecular function (GO): transmembrane transporter activity
Source: RefSeq, a predicted model, not a curated record